AUGGCCAUAGGAACGGACAAGCUCUAUAUCACACACUCUGAGUGGGCAUCGGAGGAUGCCUUUUCAGCCAGCGCGGGCGCUGGCGUAUCCAAAUCUCGACGUGGAGGCCCUCAUGCCGCGUUCAAGCGCCUACCAUUCAAUUUCUGCUCCCUCUCCCUCCAGCCGUUUUCGCACCCAGUCUGUACGCCAACUGGCACCAUCUUCGACCUGACCAAUAUCUUACCCUGGAUCAAGAAGCAUGGGACGAACCCAGUUGAUGGAUCGCCAUUGAAGAAUUCCGAACUGAUCAAGCUCACCAUCGCGAAGAACGAGGAUGGCGAGUAUGUGGACCCGGUGACCUAUAAGGUCUUGACCGAUAACACGCACAUUGUCGCACUGCGUAAUACGGGAAAUGUCUUCGCUUGGGACACUGUAGAGCGCCUUAAUAUCAAGGGCAAGCUCUGGCGUGACCUAGUCACCGAUGAAGAAUUCAGUCGCAAGGAUAUCAUCACCUUACAGGAUCCCCAGAACAUCGAAUCGCGUAAUCUCAGUUCCUUCAACUACCUGAAGGAAGGCGAGACGGAGAUUUUAGACCAGCAACAAACAUCGGGCAGCGUCAAUACCAAUGCGCUGGGAAGUUCGGCGAAGAUCUUGAAGGCCAAGGAGGCUGUUGCCAAGGCCCGCGCAGAUCGGGCGCAACAGCAGGUUGGAUCCGCUGCUUCUCAAGCAGUCGCUAAGACCGUGGCUGCAGGUACCGCUGCCUCACAACGUGGGGUUGGCCAGUCUGGGAAACCUACGCCGUACAAUGCUGCCCGCCACACAACCGGCAAGGCUGCGGCCUCAUUCACCAGUACUGGGUUGACGCCUCAUACAUCGGCCGAGCUCGCGCUGUUAUCCGAAGAGGAGUACAUGUUGAAGCGUGGCCGGGUAAAGGGCAAGGGCUAUGCACGGAUCGUGACCACCUCGGGGCACCUGAAUGUGGAACUGUAUGCGGAAUACGCUCCCAAGGCCGUGUGGAACUUCAUCCAACUGGCCAAGAAGGGUUACUACAAGGAUGUGACCUUUCACCGCAAUAUCAAAGGAUUCAUGAUUCAGGGUGGUGAUCCCACCGGUACUGGACGAGGUGGCGAGAGCAUCUGGGGCAAGUACUUUGCUGAUGAGUUUGAGGGGCCGCUGAAGCACGAUGGGCGAGGCACGCUGAGCAUGGCCAACAAGGGCAAGAAUACAAACAGCAGCCAAUUCUUUUUUGCCUACCGUGCCUUGCCUCACCUGGACCGCAAGCACACGGUCUUCGGUCGACUCAUCGAUGAUCCUACUCCUUCAUCUACGACCCUCAGCACUCUUGAAACCCUCCCCGUGGAGGCAAAUACCAACCGACCCACUUCGGAGAUUCGCAUCAAGGAUGUCACCGUCUUUGUGGAUCCGUUUGAGGACUUCUUGGAGCAGAAGCGCUCUGAGGGCACCCAAGGUGCCAAUGCUAGCCAUGCCGACUCCGACGAGACUCGCCGCGAGGAUGAUGACCGAGUAACCUGGACGGGGAAGCGUGUUCGUGGCGCUGGUGGCGUGUCGAACGACACCGGGUCCGUCGGGGUUGGAAAAUACCUCAAAGCCGCGUUAGCCGACCGGCGCGACGAGGAGGAUGAGAUUGUGGAGUUUGUGGACGAGCCAGAGCCAGAACCUGCGCGCAAGAAGGCAAAGGGCACCGGCGGUUUUGGAGACUUCAGCUCCUGGUAA
Messenger RNA from Penicillium macrosclerotiorum, 1713 nucleotides. Its product is annotated as PPIL2 family peptidylprolyl isomerase. Gene Ontology annotation, biological process: protein folding; protein peptidyl-prolyl isomerization; protein polyubiquitination. The transcript is spliced from 3 exons. Gene Ontology annotation, cellular component: catalytic step 2 spliceosome. Gene Ontology annotation, molecular function: ubiquitin-ubiquitin ligase activity; peptidyl-prolyl cis-trans isomerase activity. NCBI's taxonomy places the organism in Eukaryota, Fungi, Ascomycota, Eurotiomycetes, Eurotiales, Aspergillaceae. The coding region runs from base 1 to 1713 and encodes 570 amino acids. The record is from RefSeq and is a predicted model, not a curated record.